GUUUUCUUGUUCUAGGAUUGAUAUUAUUUUGACAAUUUUGACGUAAUGAUGUUUUAGUGCUUUUACCAUUCUAACUCCCUUUUUAUAUUUAUUAAUCAGUCGUUCCGUUUAUUUUAAAAUUAGCGCAAAGCUUUUAAGUAGUGUGCUAUGAAAAUUUCAAGUUAAUAUGGGCGACGGUUUAAAGUUAGCUAAAGAUAAGCGUCAUAGGAGCUCCAGCAGUCUGGCUGGAGCCGUGUUAGAGGGAACACGUUCCGAACGUAAACUGGACAUGAAUGCUUCCAUACCGGAGAUGGACGACCAGUUUGCCACAGCAGAAGCUCGUUGUGAAGACCUUCAGGAGAAAAUUGAUUUGAUCAAAUCUUUAAAAAGAAAACGGAAACUCAAAAAGCGAAGCAUGACCAGAGUAACAGACCAGCCUAUGACGCCGGAAAAUGUCCCGUUCAUUACAGUGCGUACACAGCCGAAAAAAACUUUGCUGAUUACAGAGGUGUCGCAGCAAAUGGCGAGACUUCGUCGGCUGGAGGUGCCGCCGAACCCGACGCGCGGCUACCUGGACCCCGCCACCGUGGAGCAGCACCGCAUGAUCGGCCAGGUGCGGGGCUACAACCAGGCGUUCAAGCACCCAAACGAACGCAAUGCGCAACUGUCCACAAGUGCCGAACAAAGGCCAUACUCAAAAGUUCGGCGGCAACGGUCUCAGGCUGAUGGUGACAUUGAUGGUUUUACUGACGAAGGUAUAUGCGGGCAACAUGCUCCGUUGCCCAACGAAGAACCAUUGGAAGUGGCGUGCGGGCAGGACGAGAUAGGCGCGGAUUAUGUCAACUUCGACGUCUAUGAUCAUCCCCCGGAAUAUUCAGUUAUGAGUCCUAAGAAACCAAUCGAGAUUCGCCAGAUGAAACAGCAACUUAGUCGGCGGAGGCAUGUUCCCAGAGAGUCUCUACCUAAGGAAGACGAAGAAACGAUGGAGGCAUGGCGGAGCACUACGACGGGCGAGCUGCCGGUGACACGUCGUCGAGCAGCCAGUCGGAGCCAUCAGUCUUCAGCUACUGGAACGCACACGGACGACCGGCCGGUGGUGGAGCUGUUCAACAAGAGUCGGAUAAGCCCGACAGACGUGCGGCGGCAGCCACAGCCGCCGGCCGCACUCGAAAAGAAAACUAGAAAAGCUCGCAACUUACGGACGGAGAAAUUCGACGAUCAAUCCACUGGUCCUCUUGAAAAUAUACAAAUAGAGCCAAGGAAGGAACCACCGCACCACCCGCGUCGUGUCAAAUACCGGAGUCGUCGCUACGAGCUGCCGACAGUGGCCUCCCAGAUGAAGCAGGCUGGCAUGCGGUACUACUACGGAACCUCCAACCACACCAACAUACCGUUCGUCGUCAGCAAGAGCACCGCACCCUCACACAACAUCGGCGUCAAUAUACAACAGGUUUUAAAUGGACUGAAAAUUCAACAACCUUUAUCAGGCAUACCGCUGACAAUCGCACAUCAUAUGGGUUUAGGUCAUGUGCCAACGUACGGACCGAAGAGUACUGUCGCGCCAUCACUGGACCACCGUGAGAUAAACGCGAUCAAGGUGGGUCGGAAAUUGCUGCGGCUUCCUUCAUACAAGUUCAUGUCGUACAACCGACUGCUGAGUCUGUACCGCGAAGGCGACGGCAUGGUGCCCCGGUUCCUGAGAGCUAUCGCCAGGCCGCACUACUUCUACACCUCCAUGUACAACAGUCUUGCAACAAAUCGUGACGACUACGACGGCGCGACGUCAAAAGGUCGCGGCGGCAGUCACGAAGCCAAGCAGAGCCUCGCCGAGUACGCCAGCCUAUACCGGGAGUACGAACACAUCGACAAGUGCAUCAAGGAAGGCAACUACGAGCCCGAGCUGGAGCGGCGCAGGGAUGACCUCACGAGGGAGCUGGCCGCGCGGGAAGAACACAUUCGCCGGGUGGUGCAAGAAUACCGAACGUCAGGCGAACCUGAUCAAACGUUACGCGCGUCCGCUUCAACGGCUGAGGAGGGCUACCGGCACUCUACGUUCAAAAUGACGGACCCUCAACAGUAGCCAACCUUCCACCGUCGCUGGGGUCACUUCGUUUUACUUAUGAUUGUUACACUACAAAAAUCCCGGAUGCACAGUUCGCACUCCACAAAACGUCCUCGUUAUCCUAAACGGACCGAGCGACUGGAAUAACGUGCGUGCUACUGGAAAAAAAAUCUAAAUUUAUUUUCCAACGUGUAUAAAUGUGUAUAUGGAAAGAAUAAAAUUCUAAUAUAGGUAAGGAUUAUAUCGUUUCUAUUAAAUAUUGAUUCUGUCAUUACAAAUUUGUGAAGCUCGUCGUUUGUCUCUUUAUUAAAGAGUUCCAGCUCUGACGACAUAUCGUCAUUGUUCAGCCGAUAUUCGUUCCGAGGAUUUAUGUUUCCCUGUCUCGCAUUUAUUGGGUUGCAUAUGUAUCUGAAAGUCGGCAGUUUUGUUUGUUUCUUUAUCCUAAAACGUCCCAACUUUUAGUGUUCUACAUCAGAAAAUGCAUUCAUUGCACCUUAUUUUAUCGAAGACAUGCUUCUUUUAUUUUCUUUGAAAUUUUAAUCAUGUUAUAACCGUAUCUGUUUGCAAUAUUUUAUAAUCUUCGUAAGUCAGUAGGUACGCCGAGCGCAUACUAGCACCUAGUCGAAAUAAUACAGCUGAGGAAAGUUUUUCCUGGUGAGACUGAUUGUAGCCUUUUACUAGUGAAGCUACUAUGUCUGUUCGAUUGUUCGCUAGCUGAAAGUUUGCUAACACCACAGAGGUUGCAGUAAAAGUGUUCGUAGGUGUCGAUGGACGUUUUCCAAGUGCACUUGGUUGUUGUAACUGUGCGUUGGAAGUUAUUACGUCAAGUUUUAACUCGACCAAAUUUCGGGUACCCUCGGUUUUAGACUGAAGCCAGUUGCCGGGGUGUGUGCGCGAGUUAAACUCGUUUGAGUAAAUUAUUGGCAAGCGUGUGCGUGUCGAAGCGGGGACACGGAUGUAAAUUAUCAGUCGGUCGUGGGUCGGCAGGGCUCCUGCAUGUCUGGCACACGUAGCGUCUCCCUCGGCGCCCGCUGCGAGCGUCGCCGUCGUCCUUAUUUAACUGAUACUCCUCUCGCCUUAGCGUUAUAAGGACUCGAGUAGUCUAGUGCCUAGUUGUGGACUUCAGUAUGUUAUUGUGUAUUUGCUAUGUGUAAAAGUUUGAAAUAGUAACGGAGCUCGUCAACCGGCCCCAUAUUGUAGUCCCAACAUUUUGGCUGGCAUUAUAAAGCUUAAUUGUUACGUCGAAUAUAAAUUGUAAAUGACAUGUAAUCUUUAUUGGCUGCGAAUAGUAAAAGUUUGUGAAUGAUGUCAUAAUAUAAAGAGUUUUGAAUACAUUGUUUUGACUUUUCCAUUUUUUUUAUUUUAAUGCCUCUAUUUACUAAUAACGAAUAAUAAAGAAAGAAUAUGAAAGUGAAUAUGAUGUUCUACGAAGCGAUGUGAUCAUACAUCUAUGCAAUUUCAGAUAGUAGUUUAUAUCGAAUUAAAUCGAAUACAUACAA
Molecule: messenger RNA, 3540 nt
Organism: Trichoplusia ni (cabbage looper)
Lineage: Eukaryota; Metazoa; Arthropoda; Insecta; Lepidoptera; Noctuidae
Exons: 17
Coding region: 167-2059 (630 amino acids)
Source: RefSeq, a predicted model, not a curated record